AUGAGAGAAGCCUACUACCGAUAUCACAGAAGUGGGCGAACCCCCUACAACCCCGAGAAGCACUGGGAGCCUCACUACUGGGAGCUGCAGCAGCAGCUGCGGCUGCGCCGCGCCGAGGCGGCCGCCAGAGGGGGGGACCACGUCGCCGCGGAGUUCCCGCUGAAGCGCGGGGAGCGGCUGCAGGAGCCCAACCUCAGGACGCGGCAGUCGGUGAUUUCGCUGUACAUCGGCCACGAUGCCUCGGUGGCGGUGAGCCAGAAUGGGCGGGUGCAGUGCGUUCUGGAGCUGGAGAGGCUCUUCGAAGAGAGGUACUUCCGGCCCAGCACCUUCGACCUGAACAUCUUCCACCGCGACUGGCUCCGCGCCCUAAGAACCGUGCAGAGCCGCUGCGACGCCGAGGAGCCCUUGCAGCAGUUCACCAACGGCGUCAUCGUCUUCGCCAAUGCGCGCGACUGCUCGCAGCUGGUUCUGAUGACCAUCGUCGAGGAGAUCUUUUCCGUGGACCGUUGGCACUUUGUGGACCACCACGAGGCCCACGCGCUGCUGGGCUUCUGGGCCUCCCCCUUCCGCUCCGCGCUGAUCAUCUCCUACGACUCCUCGGGGAACGACGGGUCCUUCAACGCCUACGUGGCCCAAAGCGUAGGUCCUGAGCUGCGGCGCAUCGCGCAGCUGGAUUACUCCAUGGGGGCCUAUGAACAGCUGGCCACCUUGCUGCCGGAGGUCACGGGCAUCCCUUUGGCCGACUUCUUCGACUGCUCCAACCUCACGAGCCUCGCGCAAGAGCCCUGGGCGCUGAUCGUGCCGCGGCAGCACUACUUCGAGCGCUCGGACGCGUCCUUGAGCUGGGCCGGGAAGCUGAUGGGCUACGCUGCCACGGGCCAGGUGGACGAGGAGCUGCGGCCCUUGGUGCGUUUCUUCUUCGAGGCGGUGGGCGCCUUCCCCGGCGUGGGCGCCAGCAUGCCGCGGGGCCUGGUGGCCGCGGCGUGCGGCGGAGCCGCGCGGCAGCGGGCGGUGGGCGCCACGGUGCAGGAGGAGUUUCAGAGCUUCGUGAAGGAAAGGGUGCAGCUGCUGCUGGAGCACGUGGGCGUCAAGGAGGUGGAUGGUUUGGUGAUCACCGGGGGCUGCGCCUUGAAUGUGCUGACCAACCAACUCCUCCACGACAGCCUGGGCGCCGCCUUCUACGUGCCGGCGGCGCCCAACGACAGCGGGCUCACCGUGGGGGGCCUGUGGUCCGUGGCGGCCCCCAGGGUUCGGCAGCCGCUGCAGUACUUGGGCUUCCGGCUCUGGGACGAGGCUCUGCUGCCACAGGCGGCGCGGAACCGCGGCGCGGUGCGCCUCGCGUCUUUGGGAGGAGUGGAGUACCUGGCCCAGCUGCUGGCCGGCGAGGGCAGGGGCAACUGGUCGAAGGCCCAUCCCAUCGUCGCGGUGGUGCGGGGCCGCCAGGAGUUCGGCCCCCGGGCGCUGGGGCACCGCUCGCUGCUGGCGGUGCCCAGCGCCCAGAUGCGUGAACGCAUGAACGAGCUCAAGGCACGUGCCUGGUACCGACCUGUGGCCCCCAUGGUGGCCGAGGAGGCGAUGCCGGAGAUCUUCGGGCGCAGUGUGGCGUCGCCCUUCAUGACCAUGGCCCCGGAGGUGCGGCCGGAGGUGAGGCGAAGGUUCCCGGACCUGGCGCACCUCGACGGCACGGCGCGGCACCAGUCCGUCAGCCCCCAGGACGAGCCCUGGGUGCACGCGCUUCUGCUGGCGGUGGGGCGGCGCACGGGCUUGGCGGCGCUGAUCAACACCAGCUUCAACACCAAGGGCAAGCCCAUCGUGAACACCGUGCGCGAGUGCCUCCGCAUGUUGGAUGAGCUUCCGAACCUCGACUACGUGCUCAUCGAAGACUGGCUCUUCCGGAAAUCCCCUGCUGCCCAGCGCCUGUCAGUGCCGUCCACGAAGCCGGAGAUGUGGACGAAGCCGCCGCUUCGACUCAAGGAGAGAGACGCCGAAGGAACGCGGACGCGGAGAAGUGAGCUACAAGGCAUAGGCAUGGAGGACGCCAAGACAGCUGACCAGUCAGCGCUUCCACGAGCAGGCGGUUUGCGUGAAGGGCGUGGCACCUUUGGCAGCGCCGCGCGCUGGGCACCAGAGGAGGAGCACGAGGGGCCACUUCUGCAUCCCACCGACGACUUCCUUUCCACAACAACUCCGGCGAAAGGCGCCGUGAUCUGGCCCCAGGCGGAGCCAAAGCCGCGACAGCUGAAGGAGGCGCGAAGGUGGCUGGAGCACUUGGCGGAGGAGGUGCAGUGCAAGGAGGCGAUCGCCAUCCUUUCUUCCUGGCCUGGGCUCGACGGCGUAACGGCGGCCUGGAAGGCUUUGCUGCUGGAAGAGCAGCAGCGGGAGUUUCAGGGCGAUCCGUUCCUGGACGACGCGUCCACCGAGUGUGGCAGCGAGCUCCCAGAGCUCUCAGUGUGUUCAGCUGCAUCCUCAUCUCCAGGACCGGGAUCCUACACGCCGAACUUCGAGGCGCUGCGGCCGCGCCUCGCCAAAGGCGCCCCCAGCUUCGGCCGCUACUGCGCCCGGGACCCGAAGGACCCGAAGGAGAAAGCCGCAGAGGAAGAGGAUGAGGCGACAGAGAGCAUGGAUCAAGAGGAUGAGCGCUUCACCUGUCGGGGUGGCAAGAUCCUACCCACGCCGUCCACGCGCCCGCGACGGCCCACCAUCUCUCAGCUGGACGCUCUGGCGGCAGCGCAGCGCCCGCUGAGCUACGUGGUCAGCGAGGACCCCCCGCUGCCGCUUCCGUUGGCGCAGGUGGAGGCCUCGGCUCCGGCUCCGGUGGAGACGGGUCGACUGGAGCGCCUGGAGAAGGUGCCGGGCCCCGGUCCCGGGGACUACGAGGUGAGUCUCGCGCCAGGCGGCCCCUCUGCGGUGAUUGCUCCUCCGCCGGAGCCAGCGCAGGAGGUUCCACCGGGCCCCGGCCCGGCGGAGUACGACCUCCGCGCCUCCCAGGCGCACGUCUUUCCCCGCGGCCCAGCAGCGGGCUUCGGGCUUUCCAGAGAGAGUUGGGAGCACCAGCGGUGCCCGGAGUACAUCGCUUCCUACGACGACCUGGAUGUGAAGUAUGUCACCGAGCCCCGGAGUGUGUCCGCGCUGAUCCUCCCAAAGGAGAGCGAGGAAGCCGCGAGGGCGCGGCGCAUCCUUCAAUAUCGCGCACCUGCCGGGGGAACAGGCCCUGACUUGGGGCCCGGCGUCUAUGACGAGUACCUGGUGCAGCGAAUUCGCCCAGACUUGGCGGUGCUGCCCUGGCGACCCAAAGUCUUGCCAGAGCACUUGCUCGGCCUCUACCAGCACUACGCGCCCUCCGGGCGCCUACGCCUGGACGGGCGGCCGCUGCUGGGCACGGAGGAGGACCUGGCGCUGAGGCGCCAGAGGCCGCGGGCGUUCAUCCAGCCGCUGGGGAAGCCUCGGCUGAAGCGCAGCUGGUCUUCGGGUGACAUUUGGCGCUUCUACCUCGGGCAGCCGGAUUUGCCGGAGCCCCUGGGCCGUGCCAGCUUCGCGCGGAACCUGGGCUUCGAGCAGUGGCAGGUGAAGGAGAAGCACUGGCGCUGGCUGGCCGUGAGGCACUUCCGCCGCAACCGCUGCAGCCUGCAACUCUCCUACUCGCUGCCGGAUCUGAAUGUGCUGAAGGAGCGUGCCAUGGAGGUGGACUUUGGAAAGGCUUUGGGGCGCACAGAGCCGGAGGAGGACAGUGAUGGGGACGUGCUGCUGCUCUCUCCCGCCCGAGUGCUCCCGCGCACCGAGUGCUUUGUGGACAUGGCCAAGCAGACGGGCCGUGAAGAGGAGCAGGAGGAGGAGGGCGACGUGCUGUUGCUCUCCCCGGUGCAAGCUCCGCGGAUCCCCUGCUUCGUUGACAUGGGCAGACAGACGGGGCGAGAAGAGGAGGAGAAGGAUGACUUCGAAGAGCUGGUGCUCAGCCCCAAGCGACCCGAGAAGCGGAGCCAUUGCUUCGUGGACAUGGCUCGGGAUGUUGGGCGCAACCAAGCCUCGAAGGAGCACGAGGAAGAGGUGUUGCUCACCAACUGGUCGCCGCCCUUCACGGUACCAUAA
Messenger RNA from Effrenium voratum, 4086 nucleotides. The record is from the annotation of a GenBank genome assembly. Lineage: Eukaryota; Dinophyceae; Suessiales; Symbiodiniaceae.